GGGCUCCCCCUCUCGGUGAUUUUCUAGUCCUCGUCCUCCACCCGCUCCGCUCUUCUCCUAUCCACGAGCGAACCGGCAGCGCAGGCGCAGGGAGAGGGGAGCCGAGGCCGAGCACGGAGCACAAGCAGGAUGCCGACGCUGAUCCUGAGCACCAACGUGCCAGUGGACGCCGUCGUCGCUGCCGACAUCCUCAAGGACUGCUCCAAGGCAGUCGCCAGGAUCAUCGGCAAGCCCGAAUCCUACGUCAUGGUGUCGAUAAACGGCUCGGUGCCCAUGUCGUUCGCGGCGAGCGAAGAACCGACGGCGUACGGUGAGCUCGUCUCCAUUGGCGGGAUCGGCCCCGGCGUCAACGGGAAGCUGAGCGCGGCCGUGGCUGAGAUCCUCGAGACCAAGCUCCCGGUCAGCAGGUCCAGAUUCUACAUCAAAUUCGAUGAUGUGCAGAGAUUCAACUUUGGCUUCAAUGGAUCGACAUUCUAAAGAAAACUCCAUCAGAGAAUGAUGAUCGCUGCGUCCAAGCGAUCACCUCAACCUGCCCACACAUACCACCAUCAGUUCUUCAUCAAUAAAUGGGGAUGGUCAAGUGCUUCAUUUGUAUCUCCUAUACCUCCAAUGGAUAUUCCGCUCAUGUUUGAGACAGCACUAAAUUAUAUGCUUUAUUUCAACUGAAUGCAGCACAGCAUGCCACCAUGUACCUCAUUCCUCAUUUCAUGAUACUUUGUUCUUCAGUAGAAUCGAUGAACUCUUUCUAGCAUUUGAGCUUCAAACUAACUUUGCCUUAUCAAAGGAAAAAAAAAUGCUUCACCCAAACAUAAGGGACUUACUUUCACAGCAUACAUCACCACAGAGCCAAUCAAAAGGAGACAGGCAAAUAAUACCGAAAAUGUAAUUCUACCGCCCUAAAAAUGUGGAAAAAAAAACACACAAGAAAUUGUACUCAUGCACACCUCAGAAACCAAAAAGCUGGAACCAAGGCCUUCAGAUUUCCAUACAGCAGAUCAGAGUCUAAAAUUACAAAGUCUUAAAUACCGAGUUCCGCUUCACAUACAGGCAUACUCAUACAGCAAUGUAGUCCAUGUACUACAGAAACAAGAAAACUCCACACAUCUUAUUGAGCACGUAUUUACACAAGAGGUCACCUGACAGCAGUCUGAUACAUAUAGUCAUAACUUGAUAGGUGCUGUAAUUGCAGUAAGCUCAUACAAAAGGCUAACAUGUGACUAUCCUAAUAUAGCAUAUCUCUGCCACAUGUUCAUUGCUGCCUGUCACAUGCUCAUCCCUGUGACGACCUCGGGGUGGUAGUGGAUCAUCUCCUGCCACAUCAUUUCCCGAAUCAUGUCUACGCCAAGAUUUUCAUCAAUGUCAAGAUCGAUGGGCACCUGAGCAGGAGGGUUUGCGCUCGGAUCAUACAGUGGAGACAUGUAAGGGUGCUCCAGAGCCUCGGUGACACUAAUUCUUUUGGAGGGAUCAAAGACUAGCAUCUUCUGCAACAGAUCGAUGGCAAGAGGAUGUGCUUGCGGGUACAUGCUAGUCAGGGGAAUGCCUGGGGUGUAUGGAAGGGACUUGAUGUACUUGCGAGCUUUUGGGUUGUCAAUGAACUCAAGGUCAGCCUCACUCAUGGUGCCAAGAACAUUGACUAUGAGCUUAAGCUGAUUGAGGCACUCAGUUCCUGGAAAAAUUGGCUUGCGACCAAGUAGCUCUGCAAAUAUGCAUCCAACAGACCAGACAUCUAUUGAUGUUCCAUAGUUGUCACAGCAGAGCAGCAGCUCAGGUGCUCUGUACCAACGGGUGACGACAUAUUCUGUCAUAAAUUGACCCUUAGUGUUGUUGGUGCGGGCAAGUCCAAAAUCACAUAUCUUCAGAUCACAGUUUGCAUUAACUAGGAGGUUCCCUGGCUUCAGGUCUCUGUGGAGUAUCCCAGCUGAAUGAAGGUAUUUCAGGCCUCGGAGCAGCU
Molecule: messenger RNA, 1951 nt
Organism: Panicum virgatum (switchgrass)
Lineage: Eukaryota; Viridiplantae; Streptophyta; Magnoliopsida; Poales; Poaceae
Product: macrophage migration inhibitory factor homolog
Exons: 3
Coding region: 130-477 (115 amino acids)
Molecular function (GO): phenylpyruvate tautomerase activity
Source: RefSeq, a predicted model, not a curated record